Cornus florida is the source of this 4369-nucleotide messenger RNA. Its product is annotated as U11/U12 small nuclear ribonucleoprotein 48 kDa protein. Bases 299 to 2662 code for a protein of 787 amino acids. The transcript has 5 exons. Lineage: Eukaryota; Viridiplantae; Streptophyta; Magnoliopsida; Cornales; Cornaceae. The record is from RefSeq and is a predicted model, not a curated record.
AACCAAACACCACAACAAGUUGUUAAUACUAUUAUCUCAUUAUUUCUUUUCUUUUUCAAAAUUCUCACUCCUCUAAAAAAAAAAUAAUAAUAAUAAAAAUAAAUAAAUAAAUAAAAAUGUAUAACAAAAAAAAGAAAAAGAAAGGAGGAGGAGAAAAGCUGCAAGGAUUUUCCCUCCUUCCAAGUUUUCCUUUUCCUUUCCGGGAAACCUUUUUUCCAUCCCUACCCUCUAAAACCCUCCCUGUCGCUACUGAAAGUCAGCUUCACAGUUCACAGCACUCCCAAACUUAGAAGUUCCCAUGAAUCCUCCUCCUCACCCUACUCCAUUUCCCCAUCCAUCACACUUCACCUUCCUCCCUCCGAACCCUAACCCUAACCCUAACCCCAAUCCUAACCCUAACCCCAAUCCUAACCCUUACCCCAAUCCUAACCCUAAUUUGUUCCAUCCUCACCACCAAACCCCACCACCACCACCUCCACCUCCACCUGAUCUCCCGUCCACUCUCUCCACCCUCAAAAACCUCAUCCAACUCUCCGAAACCACCAUCACAUCCAUCUCCACUCUCCUCCACACACCCUCCGCCACUUCCUCCUCCGCCCUCUCUCCCUGCCCUUUCAAUCCCCACCACCGCGUGCCGCCAGAGUCCCUCUUCCGCCACUCCCUCAAAUGCCCUUCUUCAUCAGCCGCUCUUGACCUCUCACUCCUCGAUUCACUGAACUACCCCAAUACUCUCCAAUCCUCCCAAGAAUUGGUCAGCCAGAAUCGUUUUGUACGAACUCUUCACGAUUCCGAUGCCGAACUCUGCUUUUCUAUCGAUGAUUACUGUGAUUUUGGCUCGAAUUUCUUCUACCAGGAUUGCCCAGGUGUUGUUACUGUAACUGAUCAUGAUGGUACAAAGCCAACAUUUACGUUGCCAGGUACUCUAUCAGCUGAGUGUGCAAAUUUUGUAGGCGGUGGUGAUGUUGAAAUUAAGGGUUUUUCUAGAGAGUGUGUAAAGCUUCUUCCAUCGGAGUUAUGGUUGGUUAGGUAUGAAAUUGAGGCAUGGAAUGAUUAUCCUGUAUCUUAUUCGUACAGUGUUCUUCGAGCCAUUUUGUGCUUGUGUACAAUGAAAGAGAGUGAUAUUUUGAGAUGGGUUAUUGUGAAUUCGUCUAAUUAUGGUAUUGUGAUUGAUGCACCGAUGAGGGAUCACAUAGUUUUGCUUUUCAGGCUCUGUUUGAAAGCAAUUCUGAGGGAAGCUGUUGGUUCUGUGGAUUUGGUAUUUAACAGAGAGACUGGGUUGAAUUUGGCCACAAUGUGGUUUGAGUGUUCCAAGUUGGUUGACGUAUUGAAGUGGUUUUCAUUUCAGCUUUCUGUACUGUAUGGUGGAGUAAAUGGGAAGUUCUUUGCAAUUAACAUGCUUAAGCAGUGCAUUCUAAAUGCUUCGAUGAAUUCUUUAUUGUUUCCCAUUUCGCAAAAGGCCACUGAAUCACCUGCUUCCAAAGGGGCAGAUGGUAAUAUUGAGGAGCCACUUGAAAGAAGUAUCGAGAAUGAAAGAAAUGGUAUGGACGGUGAAAAGAUUAAUAGCAUGGUGAUUUUUGUUUCCCAAGUAGCAGCUGCAGUUGCUGCGCUGCACGAAAGGUCCUUGUUUGAAGGAAAAAUUAAGGCAUUCCGGGUUGCUCAAUCAGUUCAUAAAUUCCAGCGAGUUGCUGAUCACGCAUGUGUCUCAAGAAGAGCUGAUGAGGAGCGGCAAAAACGUUCCAACUAUAAACCUGUAAUUGAACACGAUGGGCUUUUUUGGCAGCAUUCCCGUAACCAGGAUACAGAUAGAACGAAAACGAAAGAGGAGUUAUUGGCUGAAGAUAGGGAUUACAAACGUCGAAGAAUGUCGUAUCGUGGUAAGAAGUUAAAGCGAACAAUAACGCAGAAGUUAAGAGAUAUAAUAGAGGAUUACACGGAGGUAAUCAAGCAAGCGGGAGGGAUUGGUUGCUUGGUAAAGGGAACUGAAGAUGCAGGAACAUCUAAGCCUUUUUCUGCUCUUGACGUUUCUACAGAUGGUGAGCAAAAGAAAACUAUGUCCAACUCGAAUGAAGUAAGCAGAGAACAGCCGCAUGGUUACAGGGAACAGUCACAUGGUGAGCAAAAGAAAACUAUGUCCAACACAAAUGAAGUAAGCGGAGAACAGCUGCAUGGUUACAGGGAACAGUCACAUAAUCAAGAUAAUGUCAGAUUUACAAGAUCAUAUGAUGAGUCUCCUGACGAUCACAAGCGUUAUAGACGAGAUUCUCAUCAACACAAUAAGCAUCUAGAAUAUCAAAGAAGUGUCAGCAGGGACAGGCGUGAUAGAGAGUAUACCAGAAGCCCAGACGGAUACAGAAGUAAUGGCAGAUCAGAUGAUUAUAUUAAUAAUCGAGGUCAGCGAAAUGAUGUGGAAGUAUCCAGGAAGUAUUUUCCACGAAGCACAGAUAGAAGUCACAGCCGGUCACAUGAGCGGACUAGUCUUCGAAGGGAGCAAAUUGAUCAUAAUUUAGAAGCGAAGGAUAGACGCCAAAGGAACAAGUAUAGGGAUCACAAAUCAGACUACGUUAUCCGCCAUGAGUUUGAGGACCGAUACGAUCCUUCUGAAUCUCGUGAUAGUUAUAAGGAUGAUGUCUCCUCUGGCAGCAAAUAUGUCAGACCAGAUUAGUGACAGAUAUACAGUCAAAAGUGAUGUCAGUUAUUCCAUUGAUAGCAUGGUGGCUUCUGCUGUACAGAAAUUCUAAAUGUUUCUUUCAUCAUACGGGGAAGUCGUUCAUGCUUCAGCAGUUUAUCCACAUCUGUAUCCUCCUUUGUAUCCUGAACAUUUUGCUUGAUGUACUUCUGCUUGUCAUUUUUAUGGCGGACCUUUGCUUUUCCUCACGUUUGGCUAGAAACAUGUUAGAAUGAAUGUAUUAUUGGUCUGAAAUUGGUCAUUUUCACUCGGUUUAGUUAAUAAUUCUAAGACUGGGAACCUAUUCUUAGGUAGGUUGGACACAAAAGUUGACCCAAUAGUUAGCUGAAUGUGGGCCUAUUUAUUAAUGAUUAAAUGCAUUUUCUUCUGGUAAUAUUGAUAAACUGGAGAAGCAUUUUAGUUGGUUUAUUACGGUUUUAGAAAUUUUAAAGGGAAAGAAUUGCAUUAUCCUGAAUAUAGGAUUUAUCUAGCACCAAAACAAGGAGGUACAGCCAUGUACCGAGAAUGUAUACAAAAUCUGUGCAUAAGAAAUUCCCAUACCAAUUCUUACCCAAAAAAAAAAAAUCAAUAAUUGCAGUCCCUAUGAUUCCCAAAAAAAUAAAAAUAAAUAAAAAUAAUGAUGAUGAUGAUAAUAAUUAAAAAAUGGAGGGAAAUCAACAUAUGAUGAUUGACUGCUCAAAUCGGGCCUCCAUCCCUCAAGCGACCUCCUAUUUCUCUCCGUGAUUACUGCACUGUUGGCAAAAUGUGUCUGCCUGCCAAGCUGAUCUAACUCUCCUGCCUACCCUGCAUCCUAUCCAUAAGCUAGACUAGAUAUAAGCUAUAAACUUAUCUCUAACCAUCAAUCUCUUAUUCUCUGCAUCCUCUUCUUGGAUAUUAGCUUCACUUGAAGCCUCCACUAGCAUCUCCAGUGGCUCUGAACGACAAUGAAUUCUGCAGUAGCAAGGGAAGAUCAUAAGUGAUCACUUUCUUUCUCUUGUUUUCAAAAUACCAGCUCACCCCACCCUAAAAAACAAUGGAACCAUUGUUGAAUUUGCUUCACCCCACCUUCUCUGGCCUGCCAACGAAACCUUGGUAGCCUCAGCAUGAGUGUAAAUGGCAGUAACAAAGUUACAUAAUGGUAACAAAAUAUUUUGUUCUAAAUGUUUGGUCUAGUUUCUGACAUGGUUAGUCUUACUGUUUUCGGUUCACUAUUUUACAUUUCAGGUUAGUCUUACUGUUUUUCGGUUCACUAUUUUACAUUUCUAGGUUGUAUUCAUUUUAGUGAUCAUAUUUCUCAUUGAAGGCCGUUAUGGGUUUCUAUUUUGUGAAUGGGGUAUCGGGCAACAAUUACUAUGUAUGAUCGCACACUCACACAGUAUAUAUGGACCACUUGUAUGUUGUAUAUGACGAUUUUUAAUUGACAUAUUAAUUUCUGUGAUAUUUGUUAUAUUUGUCCCAGAUAAUUAAGAGUUCCAGCACAUCCAGCCCCUCCAGCCCCAUACCAGAAUGUUACUGCUGAGGAGGACAGGAGUUAUAAUGAAAUGAGAAGGGUAGUUAGGAGACCUAGAAUACUUGUAAUUGAGACUCCCUCUUUUGUAUAUUGGCUAUAUGUAUAGGAUUAUGUUGGCUUAUAAUCUUAUUGGCAACAGAACAUCAGAUUGAAUGUGCUUAUUCAAAUGCUUGAUCCUUUGUCCUGGACAAGAA